GGCCGCAUUCGCUACACUGGCUUUGUCCGCCGACUGAACCACAAGAGUUUUAUCACCUAAACCCAACAUAACCAAAAUGGCUCAACCGAUAGUGAUGACCAACGAGCAGCUUCACGCGCUGAUCGAAGCCGUGCGAGUAUCGGCCGCUAGUGCCGCCGGAAACGCAGCUGCAGCUGGAGAAGCUGGCGCCCAGGGUGCUAAAGGCAAGGGCAGCUUCUCUGCAUGCACACAUAGCUUCGGCGGUACGCGCGACCAUGACGUGGUCGAGGAAUUCAUCACCAACAUCAAGAUCUACAAAGAGCUGGAGUACAUCAGCGACGAGAACGCCCUUAAGGGUAUCUCGCUGUUGUUCUACGGACUGGCCAGUACUUGGUGGCAGGGAGUCCGCAAGGAGGCCCACACCUGGAACGACGCCAUUGCUCUCAUCCGCGAACACUUCUCGCCCACUAAGCCCGCCUACCAGGUCUACAUGGAGUUCUUCCAGAACAAACAGGAGGACAAUGAUCCAAUCGAUACCUUUGUUGUCCACAAGCGAGCUCUGCUGGCCCAGCUGCCCAGCGAUCGCCACGACGAGGAGACGGAACUGGAUCUGCUCUAUGGCCUGCUAAACAUCAAGUAUCGGAAGCAUAUUUCCCGCCAGGCUGUACAGUCAUUCAAGGAGCUCCUGGAACAGGGCCGAAUCAUCGAGCACAACAACCAGGAGAACGAGGAACAAGCUGCCACAGCGAAGAAUGCUCGUGGCUCCCGGCGUACCACCCGCUGCACCUACUGCAGCUUCCGGGGUCACACGUUCGAUAACUGCCGUAAGCGCCAAAAGGAUCGGCAGGAGGAUAACAACGAGGAAUAGGUGACCAAAAUACCAACAACCAACUAGAGGCAGCAGCCACCACAUGACAUCACCGGUGGUUACGCCCAAAAACAAAAUUAAUAUAGAACUUUUCGUUGCCACACUGGCCGACCGACGUCAGCGAAAGCCCAACAACUAGAGAGAGAGAGCGAGGGAGCAGCAAGUACGGCAGCAAUACCAACAGCAGCAACAUGUACCGGCAGCAAUCUCAUUCUCUUCCAAACUCACUGGCAUUUGGCAUGCCGGUAAGCUUCGUUCAGCAUCUAAAACCCAAAAUAACCACGCUGUUUUAUGCUACCAUUCGCAGUAUCUCAAAAACGGCUUUACUUUGAUAAUAUUUCACGCCGCCAUGCGGCUAUUUUGGCAAGAAACGCCAGCAUAUCGUCCAACAAUUUUUGAAAUUGUAACAUUGAAUUUUGUAUUUUUAACUAGAACAAGCAAAGCUUCGAGAAUUAUCAGGCGGAACGGCUGAGGAUCAGGCAUUUCGUCCGAAAAAUCGGUUGGUUGCAAUGAAGAAAUACGAAUUUUAUAUCCAAAGGGUUUCUGCCAAAAGCUUCGGCUAUGGCACCCCUUUGGCUACGGGAUUUUUGUUUUAACAUUGCGACUACGAGUGGAUGUUGCUUGAUCUUCAGUCGCCUUCCAUCACCAGAUAAUUCUCACAACCGCCGGCUCCACUUUGUGCCGCUCAGCGGAAGAGUAGCUAUAACUUGGCCACCAGAGAGAUGAUCACUAUAUUGAAAAAUGUAGGGGACAUCGCUUUUGUAACCAAUUUCGCUGUUUUUUCAACUGAUCCAGGUCCUUUGUGAAGCUAGCAAAAAACCCCCCGCCCAGUGAUCGCCCGCUUAGAUCCUUUUGCACGUGACAUCGACAGCCCCGUUGGGUGACCAUUCGCAUUUCCGGUCGAAGCUUCGGCUACUUCCGGUUUUGUGGGUUGGAGCUCUUCGUGAUGUCUCUAGUGCGAGUGGAUCUACAGGGGGCGUGAACCGGGCAAAACCUAAAUUUCCUCGGAAAUUUAAAAAACCAAACAACUUUUGACUUUUGUCAAAACUUUUAGUAACCACAUCGUACUACGAUGGCUCCUGAUUCGCCAUUCGUGCGGUUGGCACGUCAAAAUUGUCCCAGUCGGGAUCUCGGGUGUUGGGCUGUUUAACAUUUCACCCCUUUGAUUCCGCGACAAGCUUAAGGCACGCCAGAACACAACAACAAACGUCUGCGGUUGGAUCUCGUCACUGCCGCGCCCCUCCAGCCGGUAUUGACUCUUUCCGCCCACCAUAUGCUAAACCGGUCACUUGUGCAGAUGACAUAGGCGCGUCACAACCAUCCGACCCGGAAUAUAUCCGGAACAUGGUGGCUAGGCUUACACCGUGCGCCAUAAAUUGGAGAUUUGGCCACAAGCACACACAAAGUUUGGCCCGCAAUCCUCACGCAGCAUCCAAAAGUGGGGUCCUAUUGAUGACCUCAAGUGACCGGGAUUAAGCAUCAGAAAUCAAGAAACUAAGAAAGACUGAACCCAGAAAAAAUAAACUAGAACACCUAAACAACAUA
Drosophila eugracilis is the source of this 2392-nucleotide messenger RNA. RefSeq names its product activity-regulated cytoskeleton associated protein 1 (gene Arc1). The coding region runs from base 77 to 847 and encodes 256 amino acids. NCBI's taxonomy places the organism in Eukaryota, Metazoa, Arthropoda, Insecta, Diptera, Drosophilidae. The record is from RefSeq and is a predicted model, not a curated record. The transcript has a single exon.